AUGUCACUGCCGGAAUCAGGGAGACUCGCCAAUCACAUGGCGAGCACACUUCUGGCGCACCUGCGGCGGGAGUUUCGCACAUUCUCUGACGAGGUUGCCGGCAGAAUUGGCGCUCAGAUGAAAGGACCAGCCGAGAAAGCAAAAUUCGCAAUGGGGCUUCUUUUUGGGUUUGUGAUCAUAGCUUCGUACUACGAAGCCAUCAGGGGGAGGCUAGACCAAGAAAGGGCAAUUGAAAUCGCACUAGAGAAGAAUGAGAAGCGCAGAGGGGAGACAUUGUCAGCGUCUAUGGCGGCCGGUAGCCAGGAAGAAAGCGCGAAGAAAAAAGGCACCGGCGGCGCGACCAUUCCCGAUCAGUGCUCAGCGACAGAGGGGGCCAAUGCAAGAACGCAGUCCAAGACGGUGGUGAAUCAAGAUGGCAAGACAACGGAGAAAGAAGAAUCGUUGGCAACUUGCUAUAAGUGUACCGUCGGAGGAUUUGUUGCCAGAGCAGUCGCCGCGGCGGCUUGGGCGAUCUUCCGUUCAAGCAAAUAG
Molecule: messenger RNA, 531 nt
Organism: Linum trigynum
Lineage: Eukaryota; Viridiplantae; Streptophyta; Magnoliopsida; Malpighiales; Linaceae
Source: the annotation of a GenBank genome assembly